Aricia agestis (brown argus) is the source of this 519-nucleotide messenger RNA. RefSeq lists its product as uncharacterized. Lineage: Eukaryota; Metazoa; Arthropoda; Insecta; Lepidoptera; Lycaenidae. The transcript has 4 exons. Bases 43 to 498 code for a protein of 151 amino acids. The record is from RefSeq and is a predicted model, not a curated record.
UUAGAAAACUUGCCAAACAAAGACUACUCUUGGUUUGAGCUGAUGCAAAUUUACGAUAAGAUAUCUGACUGCGUUUAUAUCUAUAACAAAAUAUACGCUACGCAGAUUCUCAUAAUGUUGAAUUCGUGGCUACUCACAACGAUUCUCGUGAUAUGCAGAUCUCUAACGCCAGCAUUGAAGAAUACCAAUAUAAUACGCACGGAUAUGUAUUAUUAUACUUUUAUUAAUGUUCGCCCGUUCUUCUUGACGAAAAUCAGUGAAUCGUUCAUACACGAGAGAAGAAAAAUGCUGUUGUACUUAAUACAUGUAUUGGUACAUCAGGAAGAAGGUACCGACUACGAGGACCAAAUCCGAACGAUGUUGGAUCUAGUACAGAGCAAGCGGCUGACACUGUCGGGCGUGGUAUGCGACGUCAACCUGUCCAUCAUGUGCUCCUUCGCCGGCCGAGUCAUCUCCUACGCGAUCAUGUUCAUACAGAACUUCUAUCUCACACAAUGAGUUCAUACAGAAACUCUAUCU